Molecule: messenger RNA, 363 nt
Organism: Nylanderia fulva
Lineage: Eukaryota; Metazoa; Arthropoda; Insecta; Hymenoptera; Formicidae
Source: RefSeq, a predicted model, not a curated record
AUGACUGGAGCAAAUCUUCUGCCAGCUCUUCCUAACGUACUACUCCGAUGGCGUCAACACCAGUAUGUCUUCGUUGCUGAUAUAGAGAAAAUGUAUUGGCAGAUACUCGUGCAUUCGGAUGACUGCAGAUUCCAAACGAUCCUGUGGCGUCAUUCAACUGAUGAUGAAGUGCGAGAGUACCAGCUGAGAACGGUCACCUACGGUCUGGCGUGUGCUCCGUUUCUCGCCAUACGGACACUCCGUCAGCUCGCAACGGACGAAGAAGAGCAGUUUCCUCGUGGCGCCGUAGCUCUGCGUCGAGAUUGUUAUGUCGACGAUGUGGUCACCGGCUCAAAUACGCUGAACGAUGCGAUCGCACUCUAG